Messenger RNA from Mangifera indica (mango), 1917 nucleotides. Its product is annotated as probable glucan 1,3-beta-glucosidase A. Gene Ontology annotation, cellular component: cytoplasm; actin cytoskeleton. Gene Ontology annotation, molecular function: hydrolase activity, hydrolyzing O-glycosyl compounds; actin filament binding. The coding region runs from base 13 to 1518 and encodes 501 amino acids. Gene Ontology annotation, biological process: establishment or maintenance of cell polarity; actin filament bundle assembly; carbohydrate metabolic process. The transcript has 8 exons. The record is from RefSeq and is a predicted model, not a curated record. Lineage: Eukaryota; Viridiplantae; Streptophyta; Magnoliopsida; Sapindales; Anacardiaceae.
CUUUUUGUGAAUAUGACAAUGGCUUACUACAGUGCAAUUCUCUCAUCGUCAUGCCUCUUCUGGAUUCUCUCUUUCUCUCUUGUGUCUCCCCAGGAUUUGCCAUUAAAAGCUGCAAGUCUUGGGAACUGGCUUCUCAUAGAGGGAUGGAUGAAACCUUCCCUCUUUGAUGGAAUUCCCAACAAGGAUCUUCUGGAUGGAACACAUGUGCAAUUUAUGUCCAUAGAGCAGAAAAAAUAUCUCUGUGCAGAUAAUGGAGGUGGGAAAAGCUUGAUUUUAUGUGGAAGCUCAGAAUCUAAUUGGGAAACUUUCAGGUUGUGGAGAAUCAAUGAGACGUUUUUCAGCUUGAGAGUGUCCAAUAAGCAAUUUGUUGGCCUAGAAAAUGAAGGCGAAGGAGACAAACUAGUAGCAGUGUCAACAUCACCAAAAUCGUCAGAGAUAUUUCAGAUUGUAAGGGAAGAAGGCAAUAAUUAUCAAGUUCGCCUCCAAGCAUCUAACGGGCAAUUUGUUCAGGUGAAAUCAGAUACAGAGAUUACUGCAGAUGGUAAUGGCUCAAGUUGGGAUGAUAACGAUCCAUCUGUCUUCAACAUGACAAUUGGUAGUAGCUUACAAGGAGAAUAUCAACUGACAAAUGGUUAUGGUCCAGAUAAAGCCCCUCAAGUUAUGAAGGAUCAUCGGAACACUUACAUCACCGAGGAGGAUUUCAACUUCAUGUCACAAAAUGGCAUCAAUGCUGUGAGAAUCCCAGUUGGGUGGUGGAUUAUGUACGAUCCCAAUCCACCGAAGCCUUUCAUCGGAGGCUCAUUGGAGGCCUUAGACAAUGCUUUCAAAUGGAGUGAGAAAUACAAGUUAAAGGUGAUUGUAGAUUUGCAUGCGCUGCGAGUUUCCCAAAACGGCUAUGCUCACAGCGCAACAAGAGAUGGCUUUCAGGAAUGGGGUAGUUCAAAUAUACAAGAGACUGUAGAUGUCAUAGAUUUUCUUGCCAAAAGAUACGCUACUCAACCGAGUCUUGUGGCCAUUGAGUUGAUGAAUGAGCCACUUUCCCCUGGUAUCAAUUUAGAUGACCUUAAGAAAUUUUACAAAGAUGGUUAUGAUGCUGUGAGGAAAUACACCAAAGACGCUUAUGUGAUCUUUUCAAAUCGAUUGGGAGGUGACUUGAAGGAACUGAUCUCAUUUUCGAGCAAUUUUGGUCGAGUAGUCAUUGAUUUCCAUAUGUAUAAUCUCUUCUGGGAGGGCUUCAACAGCAUGACUGUACAGCAAAAUAUUGAUUUCAUUUAUAAUAACAGAGCUUCCGCUAUCAAAUCUGUCUCAGACCAGGGCCCUCUAGUUUUCAUUGGUGAAUGGACAUGUGAAUGGAAAGUAAAAAAUGCAUCAAAAGAGGAUUAUCAGAGAUUUGCAAACGCAGAACUAGAUGUGUUUGGGCGGGCCAGUUUUGGUUGGGCGUAUUGGGCGUACAAGUGUGACUCAAAUCACUGGAGUCUAAAAUGGAUGAUUGAAAAUGGCUUCAUAAGCCUAAGCUAGAGGCCUUCUUUUCCGACAGUUCUUCAAAGAAGGCUGAAGUUUGGGGGUCUUAUUUUUAAGAUUCCUCAAUUGAUAUUCUUCUGAUUUUCAAGCUAAGCCGAUUCAUUAGGUAAUGUCAACUGUCUCCUAAUAAUUCAAUCAGACUAUAUAAUUCUUAAAGGCUGAUUGAAUAAUUGAUUUGAACGAAAGGUGAUGUGCUUCUUGCUUUAUAAUUUGGUAAAACUGUAUUUAGAAAUUAAAGGAAGAAGGAGAAGAAAAAGAAAUUACUGCUUUUAGAAGAUUCAUCUCCUUUAUUCUUCAAAAUGUAUUCUUCAAAAUGUAUUGAUCUGUCCUUUCUGAAUUCUGAAGUAUCUCUUUUUUAUUUCUUGUGGAAGAAAUGGAAAAAUUAGAUCUCUUAUC